This is a messenger RNA of Heteronotia binoei (common prickly gecko), 3924 nucleotides long. RefSeq names its product sorting nexin 9 (gene SNX9). Gene Ontology annotation, biological process: mitotic cytokinesis; intracellular protein transport; cleavage furrow formation. Gene Ontology annotation, cellular component: cytoplasmic vesicle; plasma membrane. Lineage: Eukaryota; Metazoa; Chordata; Lepidosauria; Squamata; Gekkonidae. Gene Ontology annotation, molecular function: protein binding; phosphatidylinositol binding. The transcript has 18 exons. The coding region runs from base 319 to 2079 and encodes 586 amino acids. The record is from RefSeq and is a predicted model, not a curated record.
GAACGAGGAAGAGGCAAAAGGAAAAGAAAGGCGGGGGGGGGGGCAGGCUUAUUCAGUCCACACUCUGCCCGGUUGUGGGUUCAGGAGCUCGAGUCCUUCCUUUUCAGUGCCUGCCUGUUCUGAUCUGACUCAGGCACGGGAAGGGAAGAAGUGGGAAGUGGCAGCCAGCUGGCGGGAAGGAAGGAGAGAAAGAGAACCGCUGCCGUCGCCACCAGCCUUUUUCUCCACCCCUGCCGUCGCGGCCCAGUAGGAGGGACCCAGAGGAACCAGUCAGGGCCCAUUCCUGGGUAGGGGUAGGCUUGCUACCACAGCCCAGCCAUGGCCACCAAGGCUCGGGUUAUGUAUGAUUUUGCUGCUGAACCUGGAAACAAUGAGUUAACAGUUAAUGAAGGAGAAAUCAUCACAAUUACCAAUCCGGAUGUUGGUGGAGGCUGGCUGGAAGGUAAAAACAGCGUAGGAGAACGAGGACUAGUUCCAACAGAUUACGUUGAAAUUCUACAUGAAGGUGCCAAAGAUGGAAUAUCAGUAGCUGACCAAGCCUUUUUUGACUGUCUCUCCUCAACUACUGCACAGAUUAACUCACAGGUUGCCAAAAACAGUAGCCAAGCUAGCAGUGCAAAUGACCCCUGGUCAAGUUGGGACAAUGCAACAACUGGUGAUGGCUGGGCAAUGAAACCUGAAACUAAGCAAAAAAACAGUUCUUCCAACAACUGGGAUCCAGCAGCAUUUGGUCAUCCACAGGCUUAUCAAGGUCCAGCAGCUGCAGACGAUGAUGACUGGGAUGAUGACUGGGAUGACCCUAAAUCUACACCUGCUUCCUACCUUGGUUAUAAAGACACAGAGACUUCAGACCCAGCAGGGCUUCAGCGUGGGAAUAGUCGUGGAGCUGCUAUGAAAAUACCACUUAACAAAUUUCCUGGAUUUGCAAAACCUGGAGUGGAACAGUAUCUGUUGGCAAAGCAGCUAGUAAAACCCAAAGAGAAAAUUCCUAUAAUUAUUGGAGAUUAUGGUCCAAUGUGGAUUUAUCCUACCUCUUCGUUUGACUGUGUUGUGGCUGAUCCCAAAAAAGGUUCUAAAAUGUACGGACUCAAGAGCUACAUAGAAUAUCAGCUUACAUGUACAAACACUAAUCGAUCUGUCAACCACAGAUAUAAACACUUUGACUGGCUAUAUGAGCGUCUUUUGAUUAAGUUUGGAUCAGCCAUUCCAAUUCCUUCUCUUCCAGACAAACAAGUUACAGGGCGUUUUGAAGAAGAAUUCAUUAAAAUGCGUAUGGAGAGGCUACAAGCUUGGAUGACCAGGAUGUGUCGCCAUCCAGUUAUUUCUGAAAGUGAAGUUUUUCAACAGUUCCUUAAUUUCCGUGAUGAAAAAGAAUGGAAAACAGGUAAAAGGAAAGCAGAAAAAGAUGAGAUUGUUGCUGUUAUGGUCUUUUCUACUAUGGAACCAGAAGCUCCUGACUUGGAUAUGAUAGAAAUUGAACAGAAAUGCGAUGCAGUUGGCAGGUUCACAAAAGCCAUGGAUGAUGGAGUUAAGGAGCUACUGACAGUUGGGCAUGAACACUGGAAACGUUGUACAGGACCAUUACCCAAGGAAUAUCAGAAAAUAGGAAAAGCUUUACAGAGUUUAGCACUGGUCUUCAGUACCAGUGGUUAUCAAGGAGAAUCUGACCUCAAUGAUGCAAUAACAGAAGCUGGAAAAACGUAUGAGGAAAUUGCCAGUCUUGUGGCAGAACAGCCAAAGAAAGAUCUUCAUUUUCUGAUGGAGACCAAUCAUGAAUACAAAGGAUUUCUUGGCUGCUUCCCAGAUAUCAUAGGUGCUCACAAGGGAGCCAUAGAAAAAGUGAAAGAAAGUGAUAAACUAGUUGCUACGAGUAAAAUUACACCACAGGACAAGCAAAAUAUGCUGAAGCGUGUAAGCACCAUGUCUUAUGCACUGCAAGCUGAGAUGAAUCACUUUCACAGUAACCGGAUUUAUGAUUACAAUAGUGUGAUCCGCUUAUAUCUGGAGCAGCAGGCACAGUUCUAUGAAACGAUUGCAGAAAAGCUGAGGCAGGCACUCAGCCGCUUUCCAGUAAUGUAAAUACAGAGAAGAAUAAUGAAGAACAACUCCAAAGUGCUUUUCAGGGGAGGAGGGGAUGUGAAUGUUUUAUAAAUGUAGUACAUCUUUGCCAUCCAAAAAAACCUUUGUAAAAUAUGAGAUGCAAAAAAAGUGAAAACUUCAGAUGUAUACUUUGUUCGCCUAAAUGCCUUGGAUAUUUAUGUCUGUUUUUAUUUUGAAUGCUGUCCCAAAUUAUCAGUUACCUAAGCAAAACCAGAAAGUUCAUUACAUACUUGGGAUUUAAAUUGUCAAAUGGUUUGUUGCCAAGGGUUAGAAAGCUUCAUAUUUUCAAAUGCUUUAGAGUUAUUCAUUGAUCCCCAAAUAGAUAGUCCUUAAGAGAAAAAGAAAAAUUCAGAAUAAGAGACUGUAAAUUCUGAUACCCUUAUCCUAUAGCUUUUUGGUAUCUCAGUAGAUUCUUUAAUUAAAUGUCUGGUGUUGAGAGCAAAGGUUCCUCUCUUCGUUGGUAUAGGUAUGGCAUAGUCUCAGUAAUAACACUGCUGACGCACACUUUCCCCAGUGUUUUUCAAUAUCCUGGGGGUUUUGUACCACAGAUGCCUCAGACUUGAAGGCUAGAUAAUUUUCCUUCCUGGCUAUAAGAAGAAGAGAGUUUAACCUGGAGAAAGCCAAACAUCUGGAAGGUAUUUUCCAUCUCUUCAUGAACAUGCACUUGUGCUGCUUCCAAAUAGAAACCAGUCCCAUGCAUUGGGGGCCUUUCUUCCCUUCAGCAUGCACUAUAGCAGUAAUGACCAUCACAUGGUGGAAAAUCUCCAAAUCACUGCAGUCCUUUUGAUCCUCAUAUGAUUGCAUGAUGUGAUAGUGUAUUUUGACUUUGCUUUUAAUCCCAACAUAGUUAAGUCUACCUUCCAGAGGAAAAUUGAAAACUGUCUUUCAGUUGUUGAGCACAAUGUGAGUUUACAUAGGAAAAAAACGCUUUCAGAAUAGAAUGAAAUGUUGUGGAAGGGUAUAAAUGCAUCCUUUUUGUUUGUGUGUACGUUGACAAUAGGCCUGUGACGGCCUGAUCUAUAGGAAAAUCGGCUAAACUGUAGGAGCAUUGCCAGAAACAGACCAUAGUGCCAAAUGCAUUGUUCACGAGAAUAAAUUCAUGUGAAGGAAAGCAAUUGAAAGAAUAUAUUAUUUUACCCAUCAAGCCAUUUUAACUGAUGGGUGCAUUCUGCAAGUUCUGUUAUUUUUAUGCCUCUGUCAUUUAUAUGUUUAGUUAUAUUUUUAGAAUAACAGAAAAUCUGGGUUUGCAGAGGUAAUAUGAAGUCCCACCCUAAAAACACCGGCAAUCCCAGAAUGUAAAUGUCAUAUACAUCAGAAGGGCUCAGACAUUCUUCAAUGUCACAUUUUUUAUAUUUGUCUACAUGCUUUUCUUCUUAAUUUAGCUUGUCUUCCAAAAUUCCAUAAAGUGUUAUAAUACAGCCAUUGAAAUAUAUGUACAAAUUGUAAAGAAUGUAUAAAUGUUUUCUGCCAAAUGUAAUAAGAUCUAUCUUGCAUGUAGAAGCAAUUUAUUAAAUUGUUGGAAAGUGUAUUGUAAAUUCUAAAGCACUUUUUCAUAGCACAUUUUUUUCAGCAUUUGUAUAUUCACUUUUUUGUGUCAAAAUCUUUGUAACUGGUUUUUCAAGGAUACCUUUUUACCAAAAUUUGCAUUAAUCCCAGUACCCUAGAAGUUACAGAAUCAGCAUCUUUGACAAACUAUUUGGUAAUAAAAAGAGGUUUGGUUUCACUGUGGAAAAGCCAUAUGUAUGGAAAGAUCACUUAGAACAAGCAGGUCUGUAACUUUACAGCAAAUUAAUUCCUUAAAUUGAUAAUAAAUAUUUAUACUUA